GCCCUUGGUCACAUCCGGUCGUAUAUAUGUUGCCACGAGUUAGCGGCGAAUUUGGAGAGUGUCCAUUUUGAGCAGCGAGUCGGCGUCUCCGGUAUUUUUCUCUUAAAUCUUUCAAAGAACCCACCGUUAGAAUGGCAGACGCUGAGAAUCUGCUCAUGGAGACAUCAGAGCAGAACGGUAACGAAGGAGAGGAAGACCAGAACGGAGCCGAGCAGGAGCUCAUGGGUGGCGAGGAUUGCCAGGACGGUCAGGAAGACCAGGACGUCCAGGAAGUCCAGGAAGGUCAGGACAACGGCACAGAUGGAGGCAAGAUUGACGCCAGCAAAGGAGAGGAGGACGCUGGUAAAAUGUUCGUGGGCGGCCUCAGCUGGGACACGAGUAAAAAAGACCUGAAGGAUUACUUCAGUAAGUUCGGUGAAGUGUCAGACUGCACCAUCAAGAUGGACUCCAACACUGGCAGAUCCCGAGGCUUUGGCUUUGUUCUCUUCAAAGACUCCUCCAGCGUGGACAAGGUGCUGGAGCAGAAGGAACACAGACUGGACGGACGUCAGAUUGACCCCAAGAGGGCGAUGGCCAUGAAGAAGGAGCCCGUCAAGAAGAUCUUUGUUGGCGGUUUGAACCCAGAAGCAACUGAGGAAACCAUCAGGGAAUAUUUCGGGGCCUUUGGAGAGAUUGAAACCAUUGAGCUUCCCAUUGACCCCAAAUCAAAGAAAAGGAGGGGUUUCAUCUUUAUCACAUACAAAGAUGAAGCCAGCGUCAAGAAGUGCCUGGAGAAGAAAUACCACAACAUCGAGGGCGGCAGGUGUGAGCUGAAGAUCGCUCAGCCAAAGGAGGUGUACCAGCAGCAGCAGUACGGAGCGGGACGUGGCGGUGGUUAUGGAGGCCGGGGAGGGAGAGGCCGUGGAGGUCAGAGCCAGGGCUGGAACCAGGGCUACGGAAACUACUGGAACCAGGGAUAUGGUAACCAAGGCUAUGGCUAUGGUGGAUACAGUGGCUAUGGCAACUAUGACUACUCUUCUGGUUACUAUGGAUAUGGUCCUGGAUAUGAUUACACAGACCAGGGCAGUGCCAGCUACGGGAAAACCCCGAGACGGGGUGCACACCAGACCGGCUACAAGCCAUACUGAUGAUCACAUGGACUCUGGUAAUCCAGUGAGACCGACAGCUGGACGGACAUACUGGUCCUGACUCAACCUCUUUUAUGACAGAAGACCAUUUGUACAGAAAACAAAAGAAAUGUAACUUUUCCAUGUUUUUUUUUUUUUUUUUUUUUUUUUUUUUUGUUUUGUUUUUUUAA
Messenger RNA from Thunnus maccoyii (southern bluefin tuna), 1297 nucleotides. RefSeq names its product heterogeneous nuclear ribonucleoprotein A/B-like. The record is from RefSeq and is a predicted model, not a curated record. The coding region runs from base 132 to 1127 and encodes 331 amino acids. The transcript is spliced from 9 exons. Gene Ontology annotation, cellular component: nucleoplasm. Lineage: Eukaryota; Metazoa; Chordata; Actinopteri; Scombriformes; Scombridae. Gene Ontology annotation, biological process: regulation of gene expression. Gene Ontology annotation, molecular function: RNA binding.